This is a messenger RNA of Lithohypha guttulata, 1392 nucleotides long. RefSeq lists its product as uncharacterized. Bases 1 to 1392 code for a protein of 463 amino acids. The record is from RefSeq and is a predicted model, not a curated record. The transcript is spliced from 3 exons. NCBI's taxonomy places the organism in Eukaryota, Fungi, Ascomycota, Eurotiomycetes, Chaetothyriales, Trichomeriaceae.
AUGUAUUCGCACGCCUCCAUCGUUGUCGCCCUAGGCGCACUUGCCGCAGCCGCACCACAGCUGCCAACUCUCUCCGCCGCCACUGCGCCCAUCGCCCCGGUGCGAAGCUCUCAAGUCACCGGAGCCACCUCCCAUGGCCCCUACAGUGGCACACCAACCGUGACAGGUGCCCUGACCAAGCCCACGCUGAUGGCAACUAUUCCUCACCUGCCAGCUCCAGCUCCAUCGUACACCAACGCGAACGGUCUGCUGCAAGCACCUAAUCAGCCUGUGGCAUACCAGCCCGCCGGUGGUAUCAAGACUAAUGGCACUGAGCCAUACUAUCACCCACUUAGCGAUUUCGAUUACGAGUCCUUCACCCUCGCUCUCUACCAGGAAUGGAUUGAGCUUGAUCUGUUCCACCACGGUCUUGCAAGAUUCUCGGCAGCAGAAUUUGAAGCAGCCGGCCUAAAUGCUGAGCACAGGUACUUGAUUGAAUUUAUGGCAAACCAAGAAGUCGGUCACUCGACCCUGCUCUCCAAUAUCCUCGGUGCCGCUGCACCACCACAGUGCACGUACAACUAUCCUUUCACCACCGUCCGAGAGUUCAUCGAUUUCUGCCAACGUCUCACUCGAUUCGGUGAGUCUGGCGUCUAUGGCUUCCUUGGCCACCUCGACUCUCAAGAUGCUGCGACGCUGCUCCUUCAGUCCAUCACAACUGAGGCUCGCCAGCAGAUGAUCUUCCGUCAGUUCCAGGGUCUCUUCCCAAUGCCAGUGUGCUUCGAGGUCGGUAUCCCACAGUCGUGGGCCUGGACUCUGCUUGCGCCAUACAUAUCUUCUUGCCCAGCCAACACUACUAGACUCGCCUGGCAGAACUUCCCGACAUUGGCGAUUUUGGACAACCCAAACACCAAUGCGAUCAACCCUCAGAUCAACGCCAACGCCAGCUACAAUGCUCUGAACGGAUCUGACCCUUCACCAUCCACUGUCCUUGGCAACAACUACUGUGUCAACGCAACCGGGGCUACCGAAGACUGCGACGCUUCCAUCAGCCAGAACAGGACCUACCCUCUUUCUUACCCAGGUCGCCCAAUCUACCUGCGAUGGGGCAAUGCCGGUCAGCCAAUUGGUCCAAACAACUCUUACAUCACCGCACGAUCACCUGUCGCUGAUGCCCCACGAUAUGCCAUGUUCGUUAACCAAUUGAACGCUACUUAUGUUCCUCUCCAGAAUAUCAGCGGCAACACCGCUGUCGCCAUUCAGCCAAACACCAGCACAUUUGCUGGUGACCCAACCAUCAACGGCACAUCAUUCAUUGCCAUUACCAGUUCCAACAUCUAUGUGACCCCAUACAACUUGAGCAUGAUCAACCCAUUCGUGUAUGCCGGUCCAGCCCUCUACUCUUCCGGUUAA